CCAGUUCACCUCAGUUCUAGACAUGGCAGCGUUGAGACAGGAGCAUCGGUAUGGACUCUCCUGUGGAAAGAUUAAUAAAAGCGUUCCAAACAAAACCAUCUUUCACGUCAAGCUAACCGACACUGCCAUCCGGACACUAGAAGCCUAUCAGAAUCUCAAGGGGUCCUUACCAAAUCAGCCGGCAAUUUGCUUCAAGGGGAACCAGGGGUACGUCAAGAUUCCUGUUCCUUCAACGGAUUCUCCAGACUCAUUUCGUGUCUUCUCAUUCUACCUGUCCAGUGACAGUAAAGACAAACCUCAGGCCAGCUUUGAUUGUAUUCACCAGUUUCUCUCUGGAGAUGGCAGGGAACAUCUGGAAAGUCAGGGCAGUAUUCAGGACAAAAUCACGGUGUGUGCCACCGACGAUUCCUACCAGAUGACCCGCGAGCGCAUGUCUCAAGUGGAAAAGGACAUCUGGAGUCGCUCUGCCAUCGAGAUCAAACCCGGGUCUACGCAUCCAAGUAAAUGUGUGAAGAUUAAGAAGAAACAAGGCCUGCCAACAAGUUUUGACAACACUAAUAGACAUUCACCCAGCAACAAGAGAAACGGUGCACCUAGCUUGGUGGUCAACAGGCCCUUGAAAGAACGUGUCAUUCAUGUUUUGGCCCUAAAGCCUUACAGCAAACCAGAACUACUGCUCUGGCUGGAGAGAGAGAAAGCCAGUCCCAAGGACAAGGUUGACUUGAGUACUGUGCUGGAGGAGGUGGCUAAAAUCAAUCCCAAAGAUCACAGCUUUACUCUGAAGGAUGAUUUCUACAGACAUGUACGGAGAGACUGGCCAGGCUAUGUGGAGGAAGAGCGACAGCUCAUUCAAAGAGUUUUGGCUAGAAAACUCCAGCCUCUCAGCAGCAGCGGUAGCCAGUUGAAAACUUUCCAGUCCAACCAUUCAUUCCACAAAACCUCAGGGGAUUCUCCAUCCCAGCUCAGCCCUGUCAAGAAUCUCUCCAUGAAACGCCCAGUGCCUUCCGACCAUCCAGAAAGCCAGACGCCGAAAAAGCAACGAUUAUUAGACCAGAGCAUGCCCUUGCAGUCUCAUUCCAAUGGACACCUUAGCUCCUCGAUGGGCCGUAAUUCCUCCGCACAUGGAAACGCUAGUUUGCAAAACAAAAUGGAGUUCGGGAAAGGUACCAACAAUGCCCAGCAGAACCUGGAUGGCCUUUACCAGCGGCACAAACUCAGCGACUCCAACAAUGUCCCCAAACAAGAGGGGUCGGAACCAGCACAGCAGUCGCCCUCCAGCCCCAAACACCCAAAAAUCAGAACUGAAACUGAAAUCUGCACUGACCAGCAGCUAGCAAACGGCCAGCACAAAAAGAAAAAGUCCAAGAAGCAUAAAGAAAAGGAGAGAGAGCGCUUAAAACCCGAUUGGGCUGAGACCAGCCCAGAUCUCAAGCAGAACCAGGAAAAUAUUAAUGAUCAUGAGAGCGCCAACACACCUGUCACCCGUGCCUCACCCGAGGAGCUGCCUGACUAUUUAUUAAUAUACAACACUAUUAUGGACUCUGAGCAAAGACAGCGGUACUCUGAGGAUUUCUUUGCAGAAUAUGCAGAGUACAUCGAACUUCAUGAGCGCAUAGGCAAAGUUACUGAUAUUUUUGUUCAGCUGGGAUCUAAGAUAAAAACGCUUUCACCUGGGACAAAGGAGUAUAAGGUAAUGGAAGAUCAAAUAAUGGAGAAGUAUAGGAAGUAUAAGAAGAGGUUCCCAGGUUACCGGGAAGAGAAGAAGCGGUGCGAGUAUCUACAUCAAAAACUGUCCCACAUCAAAGGUCUGAUUCUGGACUACGACCAUACGCAAGCUCCUUCAUAGUGCCAGGCAUUCCUCUGUCCUUCUGCCCUGUCUGGUCAUACGGACCAAAAGAGCCCUCAGUGGAAAUAAACUAGGCCCAGGUGUGGUUCCCUGAGCAUGAAACGGCGAUUUUCACUUCUCUGCACAAACUGUGAGUGAUGGUGCGGAGACUGAGGACCCAAACCUAAACUAUCUAACAAAGGCCAAGACCUCCAACUAGUGACUUAAGCCCUUUAAAGUUAUUUUUGCUUUGUUCUUUGUCUUUUUAUUUUGUGUGUGUACAAAAGUGUUGCAUUGACAAGGAAUCUGGUUCGACAUGAGGCGCAACUUAAGCCAAAAUAGUUUUGUUUUCCCCGUCAUCUUACUCUGUUGCCCUUGAUCAUCUAACUUUGGCCCUGAACUCUGACCUUCAGGGUUUCUCAUAUGGUACAAUCAUCAAGGCCGGACGCUGAGAAAUGAUUAUCUUGACUGUGUUUACUGUCUGUCAGCAAGUUAUUUGAGAACUUAAGCACAGUUUCUAUUUUGAUAUUUUACUGAAUGUAUAUUUGUAAACUUGUAAGAUCUUGACUUCUAUAAUAGAGGGUUUAAUCACUGGAUAGAAUAAGGGAAGCCUGGAAUUGUCUAGACUCUGGGAUAAUCCCACCAAACUCUGAAGAGUACAAGGGUGCAAUUUGUCUUUUGAACGACGUCCAUGUGAAUAAUGGAUUAAAUGUCCAACCUAAACGGCACCGGUCAGUCUGUCAGCCUUUCUCUAUUGUGUAGCUCCCUGAUGGGAGCUGGAAUCCAAAUUUAAUCUAGAAAUUCUCAAGCCACUUUUGUAAUGAGAGAAAAGGUGAAAGCUUGAAGCAUCAAAAUGAAUAAAAGCCCUAAUGUAUUGCAGCAAACAUAAAGCAAUGAUAUUUUAAUCCAGAGUCCAGUGCUCAAACCACUACAGCACACUGUGUCCUUAAAGUAAUGAUGGUGAUAUAAUUUAUUAUUGUUAUUAUUAUUAUUAUUAUUAUUAUUAAUGUUGUUGUUGUUAUUUGGACACUAAACAGCAGAAACAAUCAUGUUUUAAAGCACAUUUAGUUUCAUUAUUCUUUUUUUAAAUAAAAAUCUGUAUUAAUUGAUGAAAGAACAUAUUCAUUGUUUUACCUGUCACAGGAAAUUGUACAUGUAUGUUUUCAUGGCGCUAAGUUACAUUUCUAAUGAUCUCUGCAUUUUUUCCCCUUUAAAGCAUGAAGGCAACUUCAUAAAGUGUAGCAGGCUUUCUUCAAACCUUAAUAUUUGUUUGGGUCAUGUUUUAUGUGAAUGAAAGUAAACAGUAUGUCUGAUUUCCCAGAAUGUAGUGCUUGUUGAACACAAACAUGGAGGACGUUGGUGGUCUUACGUUGAACUGUACCUAAUGACCCAACACGAAAACGAAACCUUUUAAAAGUCCAAGUCUUUCCAAAGUCCCCCCGUGUCCAUCAGCUAACUAUGCCCUUUGCCUCAUGUACAUUAUGGAAGUAUUUUUGUGUCACUUUUGCGCUUUGACAUUUCUCUUGUGGAGACUGCUGAUCUGUUAUUUAUGUCACUACAGUGUUAGUUCCUCUAAUCCUUGAUCCUGAUUUGUUAUAUGGCUGGAAAACUGAUAGAUUUGCCAAAAUAGCAUUGCUCUUUAUAUUGUUAACAGUUUGUUUUAUUCUUUCAUGGGGCAACUUCAUGUAUUGAUGUAGAUGCCUUAAAUAAACUGGACCGAGUUAACUUAAUAUAA
Paramisgurnus dabryanus is the source of this 3560-nucleotide messenger RNA. RefSeq names its product RNA polymerase II elongation factor ELL2. The record is from RefSeq and is a predicted model, not a curated record. Gene Ontology annotation, biological process: transcription elongation by RNA polymerase II; snRNA transcription by RNA polymerase II; positive regulation of transcription elongation by RNA polymerase II. Gene Ontology annotation, molecular function: cis-regulatory region sequence-specific DNA binding. Gene Ontology annotation, cellular component: transcription elongation factor complex. Lineage: Eukaryota; Metazoa; Chordata; Actinopteri; Cypriniformes; Cobitidae.